AUGCAAGGCAGUAAUUCCAAUAUUUUGACAUCGUCGGAUAAAAUUAUUGAAAGCUUUCGCGCUAAAUUGAAACUAUGGAUCAGUCUCGCUACGAAUGGUAAUAAUGAAAUGUUCCCAAAUGUCAUGGCAGCUGAUAUAGAACAAAGGGUGCAGGCUUUGAUUGUCAAACACUUAAAGCUUCUUGCAGAGAAAAUGAAUUUCUAUUUCCCUAAGCGUGAUCUGCAACCUAUGGACUGGGUUCAAAAUCCAUUCUCCGAGAACAUUCCUUUCGGCCACUUACCAAUAAAUAAGCAGGAAGAACUAAUGGGAAUGAAAACGGAUCGCACAUUAAAAUUAAAAUUUUCUGAAACUGAUUUACAACAUUUUUGGCUAUGUGUGAAAAAUGAAUAUCCUCUGCUUUCUAAGCAUGCUAUUGCAAUACUUUUGCCGUUUGCAACAACCUAUUUGAGUGAAUUAGGAUUUUCGACUCUUACCACGAUAAAAACCAAAAAAAGGGAACGCCUCAGGACGAUCGACGAAGAAAUGAGAGCAGCCUUGUCAGCGAUAACUCCAAAUUUAGACCGUCUGUGCUCAAUUAAACAGUCUCAUGUUUCGCAUUAA
Messenger RNA from Parnassius apollo (apollo), 600 nucleotides. Lineage: Eukaryota; Metazoa; Arthropoda; Insecta; Lepidoptera; Papilionidae. The record is from the annotation of a GenBank genome assembly.